UUCAAUUUAAACAAGCAAAAGAAAGAAGAAGAAGAAGAAGAAGCAAGAGCCAGAUAGCGAAACCAGAAAAGAUACAAAAAUCAUGGAAGUUGUUCAAGUUCUUCACAUGAACGGAGGAGUCGGAGCAACAAGUUACGCCAACAAUUCUUUACUUCAGAAAAAAGUGAUAACUAUGACGAAACCCAUCUGGGAGGAAGCAAUAACCAAGCUCUACACCACAAGUUUCCCAGCGAAACUAGUUAUUGCAGACUUGGGUUGUUCUUCAGGGCCGAACACUUUGCUGGUGGCAUCUGAAUUUAUCAAAAUAGUGAGCAAUAUCUGCAAAAAGCUGGGCAGCCAAUCACCGGAAUUUCAAGUGUUGUUGAAUGACCUUCCGGGGAAUGAUUUUAAUACCAUAUUCAGGUCUUUGCCAAGUGUUCAGGAAAAGCUCAGAAAACAGAUGGGGUGUGGCGCUGGUCACUGUUUCUUCUCCGGGGUUCCUGGCUCUUUCUAUGGCAGGCUUUUCCCCGGCAAGAGUGUUAAUAUUUUCCACUCUUCAUAUAGUCUCCACUGGCUAUCUCAGGUCCCUGAAGGUUUAGAGAGUAACAAAGGAAACAUUUUCAUGGCUAGCACAAGUCCACCAUGCGUGCUUAAAGCUUAUUACCAGCAAUUCCAAAAAGAUUUUUCAUUGUUUUUAAAGUGUCGUUCGGAAGAAUUGGUAGCAGGAGGGCGUAUGGUUUUAACAUUACUGGGAAGAAGGAGCGACGACCCCUCAAGCAAAGAAUGUUCCUACAUUUGGGAACUUAUGGCAAUAGCUCUCAAUGAAAUGGCUUCAGAGGGAAUUAUAGAAGAAGAGAAAGUAGAUUCCUUCAACAUCCCAGUAUACUCACCAUCACCAAGCGAAAUAAAAUGUGAAGUUAUGAAAGAAGGAUCAUUCGAGAUUGAUCGGACUGAGAUUACACAAGUAAACUGGGACGCAUACAACAAUGAAUUUAAGGGAGGAAAUGUGUCACAGUUGCAGUCACAAGAUAGAGGAUACAAUGUGGCACAGUGUAUCAGAGCUGUCGCCGAGCCUUUGCUUAUUAGUCACUUCGGUGAGGCCAUAAUUGAUGAAGUUUUUAGCAAGUACGGGAAAAUAGUUGCCGAUCGCAUGGCUAAGGAGAAGACUGAAUUUGUCAAUAUCACAAUUUCCCUCGUGAAAAGUGGAUGAUGAAUGAAAACGACCAACUCCUUCACCAUGUUUUUAUGAAAUAAAAGUAAGCAUCAUCAAUAAUGCAAUGCAAUGUAAUGCUAUAAUAAUCGUAGGAUGCUCGAUCCCAUGUGUUUCAGUGUGUUUCUACGUUGUUUAAGGUUAUAUUUGGUUUA
Mangifera indica (mango) is the source of this 1344-nucleotide messenger RNA. Its product is annotated as S-adenosyl-L-methionine:benzoic acid/salicylic acid carboxyl methyltransferase 2-like. Gene Ontology annotation, molecular function: S-adenosylmethionine-dependent methyltransferase activity. The record is from RefSeq and is a predicted model, not a curated record. Gene Ontology annotation, biological process: methylation. The transcript has 3 exons. Bases 83 to 1189 code for a protein of 368 amino acids. Lineage: Eukaryota; Viridiplantae; Streptophyta; Magnoliopsida; Sapindales; Anacardiaceae.